Trichoderma virens Gv29-8 is the source of this 882-nucleotide messenger RNA. RefSeq lists its product as uncharacterized. The transcript has 8 exons. The record is from RefSeq and is a predicted model, not a curated record. Gene Ontology annotation, molecular function: magnesium ion binding; tRNA guanylyltransferase activity. Bases 1 to 882 code for a protein of 293 amino acids. Lineage: Eukaryota; Fungi; Ascomycota; Sordariomycetes; Hypocreales; Hypocreaceae. Gene Ontology annotation, biological process: tRNA modification.
AUGGCGAACUCCAAAUUUGAAUAUGUUCGAAAUUUCGAGCAGCCAGACCCCCUCCUGCCCAACACAUGGAUCGUAGUUCGCAUAGAUGGCAGAGGAUUCACCAAGAUGUGUGCCAAAUAUGAAUUCGAAAAGCCAAAUGACCGGAGAGCACUCGAUCUUAUGAAUGCGGCGGCCAAGGCGGUGGUGACUGACAUACCUGAGAUCACUAUUGCAUACGGAGUCAGCGACGAAUACAGUUUUGUUUUUCACAAGUCCUGCAACCUCUUCGAGAGGAGAGCGAGCAAACUCGUCACCACAAUUGUCUCUACAUUCACAGCAAACUAUGUUUAUUUAUGGCCGACAUACUUUCCAGAUACCCCUCUCUCAUUUCCUCUCCCGACCUUUGACGGCCGAGCUGUCUGCUACCCGACGGUACAGAAUCUCCGUGAUUACAUGAGUUGGAGGCAAGCCGAUUGCCAUAUAAACAAUUUGUAUAACACGGCCUUCUGGAAAUUGAUACAGCUUGGAGGCCUUGACAACAAAGAGGCAGAGAAAACGCUUGCAGGAACGCUGGCGGCUGAUAAAAAUGAAAUCCUGUUUUCUCGAUUUCAAAUUAAUUAUAACAACGAACCAGAAAUCUUCAAAAAAGGAAGCAUCGUGUUCAGAGAUUAUGAGCUGGCCGAACCGAGCAGUCACAAUGCGGCCGCAGCAGCAGACGCCCUUGCGGAGCCGGUAGUGCAAUCAAAAUCACAAGCCGAAAAGGAUAAGAAGCGCCGAGCCAAGGCAAAAGUGGUGGUGGAACACUUAGACAUCAUCAAGGAUGAAUUUUGGGAUAGACGGCCCUGGAUCUUGUCCGGCAAGCCGGGUCAGCCUGGCAAGGCGUCCAAAGAAAUACAAACUUGA